AAAAUAUACAUUAAAAAAUAACUGUAUUGAAAAAAAAACCUCAUUUGAGAGGGAAAUUUAUUUUUCUCUUUUCUUAAAAAAAAAAUACACAAAAUAAUUCAGUAUAUAUACAAUGGUUGUAAAGUGAUAAAGUAAAUAAAAGAUUGCGCAUUUGAUCAUGAUGAAGAAUUUUGUAGUUAUAUUUUGUACUUGUUUUCUUGUAGUAUUGGGGAGUAAAAUUUCCCCUAACAAUGUGAGAAACGACUAUACCGAUGUUUUGUACAACGAUGCGUUGGUUAACCCUAUGGUUACAAGCUUAAAAGACUUCGUAGCUGGCAUUAGAGAUUCGCGUUUCAAAUACGUGCCUGAUGAUGUCGCGUUGGUUCAAACUAUCAGCUCUCUACAAGAUACAAUGUUCCAACUUGCAAUUUUUUACGCCUCUCAUGAGGAGGGUACUCAAAUUAGCCGCUUCGAAGGAGGACUAGCCAUUGAAUUUGAAUCGCAAAGAUGUGACAAUGUUUUUAGUUCAAAGUUCCCUCGAACAAAACCAACAACACAGCCUUGGAUAUAUUACAGAGAUUCGUCAUAUUAUUUUUUGCGUUGUAAAAGUUCUCAAAAUGGAGGAAGGUCAAGGCGUGCGAUACCGAAUCCUGAAUCAUUCACUGUUGUAUCAGACAAAGAAUUAUCUUCACAGAAGAGGAAAAAGAGAGCGGCGGUUCCAGUUGUAUCAAGAAAUGGUCCUUUAUGUGGUAGUCAGCAGAGAUUUCUUCAAAGCGAAGGCACUUUAAAAUUUCCAGUUAAUUCGUCUGGAAAUUAUUCGAACAAUAUGGAAUGCACGUGGACAAUCGAAGUCUCACAGAAAUAUGCUGUUCGUCUAAACUUUAGCUGGAUCAAUAUGGAAUACGACAAGCUCUGCGAGUUUGACUCAAUUAAAUUCUACGAGGGUCAAGAUGAGCACGCGCCAUUUAUAGAUGGUGUGUGUGGCACAGGAUACUUUGUCACACGAUCUAAAAAACAAUUCUUGACGAUAAAAUUUAAAUCUGAUAGCAACGUAAACGGCAGAGGAUUCUCAUUUGAUUGGACAGUUGUUGAUCCAAUCAAAGGGCACCCUGGGUUUGUGCUGACAUCAACAAUUGUGGUUGAUCAAGUCGGAGAUUUAAACAUUGACGAAAGAGAAGUACUACCAGAAGAGAAAGGAGAUUUUCCGUUUAUGAUGAAUGACAAGUUCCAGUUAAAACUGACUAACCCUUCCACAUGUCCAUUAGAGAGCAAAGAUGUGGAUUGCUACUUCGAGACCAAGCCAUACAUCAUCAGUAAGUUAGUAGCGACUGGCAUGAACCUCGGCUACGACUUACCUAGUGGAGCGGUUGAAAUUUUGUUUGAUCACGCUGUGCAAACGAAUUUGUAUCCUGAUUUGUACAACGCUCCAAAGUAUUGUGUGACUUGGGACUCUGGAGUACAAAAUACUGCUUACGGAAGUUGGUCAAGAAAAGGGGGCAAACUAAUCGAGACCGAUCUCGGACGAUCCAUUUGUCGCUUCUCGAUUCAUGGAAUUCACGCAGUAGCAGCUGCUGUUCCACCGCCGGUCUUACCUGCAGCCUUUCGAUUUUCUCUAAGUUGGUAUUGUGGUUUGGUGUUUGCAAUAAUAUGGGUGACAAUCACAUUUCUGCUUGUGGCCACCAGUCAAAUAAAUAUACCGGAUUGGCUCAAUCUUAACCAAUUGCUAUCUUUGAUUGUGUUUUGUUGCAUUGUGCUGUCCGGCAUGCAUUUGGAGCUACACCAGCUUACCUGUUCAAUUUUAAGCUUCUUGUUGUAUUAUUUUGGACUUGCUGUGUUUGUUUGGCAUUUACUGAAAGCAGCACAAUUUACUGGAGUGUUGGAUAAAUUCUUUCGUCGGGAUAGAAACUUGUAUGCCUUCUAUUUAAUCCUCGGAUGGUGUGUUCCUUUAUUUAUUGCCGGUAUGGCUGCUGGAGUGAAAUUGCAUAUUAGAGAAAAGAACCAAAGUUGCUGGUUUGCUAUGAAAGGUGGAACGAUCUGGGGAUAUACAUCGCCCACAUAUUUCAUUGUGUUUGCCAUUUGUUAUUUAUACUACAAAGGGUUAAAGAAAACUAAAAUCCGAUUAGAAGUGUACAACUAUCCGAGGCUUAGAAACCGAGCUGUUCGAGAUAUCGUUGCACUUGCUUUGUUCCUACUCACGUGGAUAUGUGGAAUUUUUUGCAUGACACAUGAAACUGAAUUCGCACCACAAUAUUUUUUCAGUUUAUUUCUUUGUUUGACAGUUGUGGUGUUGUGCGUAGCAGCAAAACAGCAACGUCGAAGUUUCGAAAAAGCCUACGAUUGGGAAGAUGAAGACGAACAGAUUAGCAAGUUAGAAGAAAAAAACCUCGAUGAGGGAGACAAUGAUAAUAACGAGCUGUACGAAAAACAGUUGAUGGAGAAGUACGGAAGAAAAUGGCUUCACAAAGCAGCUCCAACUGCAUUGACACUAGCCUUAAGAAUAAAUGGCUUAGAAAAUUCAAAAAUUCAAAAACUGUAUGAUACUUACGAGAUUCUUGCAGAUGAAAGUGACAAAUGGAAUAAUAUGUAUGCUGCAGAACCUAUGAUGUAUGGAGAUGAAGAAGAAAAAGAUUAUGCUGCAGAAGAAGAAGAAGAUGACAAGGGUGAAGGUGAAGAAGACGAAGAAAAUUCUGAAGCUGAAAGUGACGAAGAUGAUGAAGAAGAAGAAGAAGGAGGAAUUGAUGAUGAUGAUGAUAAUGACGAUGAUGACAAAGAUGAUGAUGACUCAGGGGACGAAGAAAAUAAAAAAACUGACCAGGAAGAAGACAAACCAAUGAACUCUGAACAGAAUGAAAAGUCAUCUGAACCUAAACAAAACACUGACCAAGCGCCAGAGCCUGAACAAAACACUGACCAAGCACUAGAGCCUGAACAAAGCACUGACCAAUCACCAGAGCCUGAACAAAACACUGACCAGGCACCAGAGCCUGAACAAAAUACUGACCAAGCACCAGAGCCUGAACAAAACACUGAUUUAGCACCAGAAUCUGAAGUAAAUGAGGAAAAGGAACCAGAAGAUGACGAAAGAAAGAAAAACAAUAGCAGUUCUUUAGGAUCUCAAAUUCGUAGCGAUGAUUUGAUAUAAGAAGAAAAAUGGUGUAUACAAACAGAGAAAAUAAAAUCAUCAGAAAAUAAAAAUUCUCCUGUUGUGGAACUGUUAAAUUAACUCUUAAAUUUGCACGUGGGAAGAAACAACAGCUUAAAAUUUGAGAUAAUAAUCAAAUUGACUCGUCACUUCUAUAUAAUUCGAGAAAAUUUUUGAAAGCACGCUAGAUAUUUAAAUGUGUAUAUAUAUGUACGUACCUACCGCUACUCUAUGAUUCUAUUGUAUAUAUCGUCCGGUACUUAAAAAGAUAUUUCCAAUGCUUUA
This is a messenger RNA of Hydractinia symbiolongicarpus, 3406 nucleotides long. Its product is annotated as cadherin EGF LAG seven-pass G-type receptor 1-like. NCBI's taxonomy places the organism in Eukaryota, Metazoa, Cnidaria, Hydrozoa, Anthoathecata, Hydractiniidae. The transcript is spliced from 18 exons. Gene Ontology annotation, biological process: cell surface receptor signaling pathway; adenylate cyclase-activating G protein-coupled receptor signaling pathway. Gene Ontology annotation, cellular component: membrane. The record is from RefSeq and is a predicted model, not a curated record. Bases 158 to 3121 code for a protein of 987 amino acids. Gene Ontology annotation, molecular function: G protein-coupled receptor activity.